AUGGCAAUCAAAAGCGUCGCCAUAAUCGGCGCAGGCCCAGCAGGCGCCAUCGCCGUGGACGCCCUAGCCCAAGAAAAAGCAUUCGACGUGAUUCGCGUCUUUGACAGACAAGAAAAAGCCGGCGGAUGCUGGGUCUCAAGAGACGAUAAACCACCGCAGCACUUCGACUUGGACAGUCUAUCCGCACGAACAGCAGAUAAACCCUUGUCCAUCCCAGCAAAGUUGCCAUGCCGCACGCCAGUAGUCUCUCAAGACCGGUUCACAGAUUCACCCGUGUACCCAACACUAGAGACCAACGUGGACGCAGGCGCCAUGUCAUUUUCGCAGGAGGAUAUCCCUGCCGUGCGUUCUAAAUGGUCUAUCCAGCGGCAUGGGGUUGAUACGCCUUUCCGUCAUCAUUCUAUUAUCAGGAAGUAUGUUGAGGAUCUCUUCUUGGAGAAGGGGUAUGGGGGGGCUUUUGAACGGGCUGUCAAGGAUGCGGAUGGGACGUGGGUUCUGACAUUGAGAAAGACAGAGGUGGAGGCGGAUGGGGAAGGGGACAAGUCGGAUUAUUGGUGGGAGGAGGUUUUUGAUGCUGUUGUUGUUGCUUCUGGGCAUUAUGCUGUUCCUUAUAUUCCUGCUAUUCCUGGGUUGAAGGAGUUUGCUAGAAGGUAUCCUGGGAGCGUGGAACAUACGAAGCAUUAUCGGGGGCCUGAGAAGUAUAUUGGCAAGAAAGUUAUUACGAUUGGAGCUUCUGUCUCAGCUGCUGAUACUGCCGUGAGUCUGGUUGACAGCGCGCAGAGUCCAGUGAUUGCUGUUGUGCGUGGUCGGUAUAACAUGUAUUUCGGUGAUGAGGCAUUCCAGCACCCCAAAAUUCAACGGAGGCCGCCUAUCUCGCAUAUCACGAGUGAGAAGGGCGACAAAACUGUGCAUUUCGAAGGUGGCACUUCGGAGACUGGAGUUGACCAUCUCAUUUUUGGAACGGGCUUCAGCUGGACUCUGCCUUUCCUGCCGCAAGUUGCUACGCGGAAUAACCGUGUACCGGAUCUAUAUCAGCAUGUCUUCUAUAGACACGACCCGACACUGGUCUUUGUGGGGGCUGUCGGUGCUGGUUUGACCUUCAAGGUCUUUGAAUGGCAAGCUGUUGCUGCCGCCCGAGUUUUGGCCGGAAAGGCCACUCUGCCGCCAGUAACAGAACAGGAAGUAUGGGAGACCGACCGCAUUGCUUUGAAGAGCGAUGGACCCGGAUUCACCGUGCUCAACCCCGAGUUCGAAGCCUACUUUGAGGAUCUCCGACUCCUUGCGGGAGAACCGCAUGUUGGCACGCCAGGGCGACGCCUACCUCGGUUCGACCGAAAAUGGGUGGACGAUUUCAACGCCGGCCACGAUCGCAGAAAGAAGAUGUGGCGCAAGGCCAAUCAAGCGGCACGACUGUAG
Molecule: messenger RNA, 1416 nt
Organism: Penicillium antarcticum
Lineage: Eukaryota; Fungi; Ascomycota; Eurotiomycetes; Eurotiales; Aspergillaceae
Exons: 5
Coding region: 1-1416 (471 amino acids)
Molecular function (GO): NADP binding; flavin adenine dinucleotide binding; N,N-dimethylaniline monooxygenase activity
Source: RefSeq, a predicted model, not a curated record